AUGGCGCAGGAGCCAAACACCAGCGUCCAGUCCACCUUUUCCAUCGGGGCCAUGCCCCACGACACCAGGACAAGAAGCCCAGAGGCCCCGUGCCCUUUAGUCCCUGCCAGCCCGCCUGCCCGUGGCCCCGCAACCCUGCUGGGCACUGAGCUCUCUGCCCACGCCCGCACCAUCUACCGGCCCUGGUUCUCACCCUACAGCUACUUCGUAUGCACCAAAGGAGCUGCCCAGCAGCACCCGAGCCUCUCCUCCAGCCUAGCCACCAGCACCCAGGAGUGUGAGGAGCCUGAUAACCUCUCAGAGAUCAUCUGCUCCUCCUCUGACUCCUCAGAUGAGCCCCAGCCCCCCAACAGGAACAGGCUGGCCAGCAGCAGAGCCAGAAUCACCAUCCAGGACAUUUUCGCUGCUUCCCAGUUGCAGCCAGUGCCCCAGCACAAAUACCAGUGCAUGUCGUGCUGCCGCAUCUUCCCCACGCUGUGGUCGAUCAAGACCCACAUCCAGAACAGCUCCCAGGAGGGCUACAGCUGCAAGGUGUACUACCGCAGGCUCAAGGCCCUGUGGGAGAAGGAGCGCAAGGCGCAGGAGUCUGCAGCCCCCAGGGUGCCUGUGUAG
Messenger RNA from Leptosomus discolor (cuckoo roller), 612 nucleotides. The record is from RefSeq and is a predicted model, not a curated record. NCBI's taxonomy places the organism in Eukaryota, Metazoa, Chordata, Aves, Leptosomiformes, Leptosomidae.